UGAUAUUGAUGAUGUGAUAACAAUAAAUCCUGAAUUAUCAGAAGAAGUGCCUGCUGCAGAUGUGAAAGAGAACCUUCCUUUGCAAGAGAAUGUAACUGUACAGAAACAGAAGCGUAGAACAACUCUUUCAAAAAUUCCUGCCCCACGGGAAGUUGCAGCAGUGACACCUAAUGUCUCUGCACCUGAGCAGAAGAUUCCAGCUGUGCGUGGCCGUUCCAGGAUGUCUGUUAUCACAGAAUCUCAGGGCAGCCUCCAGGAAAAUGAGAUGGGGGUAGAUCCCUGCACUUCUACACAAACCAGAAACAAUUCGUCAGUUCCUGCUGGCCGAACCAGGACUAGCAAGCUCAGCUGUGCUCCAGAAGCCUCAUUGACAAAUAGAAAUGGAAAUACAGAGGAUCAUCUGCCUGCUGCUAGAAUGAGCUCUUCAGUGAGCCCAGUUCGGAGAAGAUCUAACAUUGUGAAAGAGAUGGAAAAAAUGAAAAACAAGAGAGAAGAAAAGAGAGCUCAAAUUAGUGAAAUCAGGACAAAACGUGCACAGGAAUUUGACACCAGCUGUCCAAACUGGGAGUUUGCACAGAUGAUCAAGGAAUUCAGAGCAACUUUAGACUGCCAGCCAAUAUCUAUAACUGAUCCAAUGGAGGAACACAGGAUUUGUGUCUGUGUGAGGAAGCGCCCUCUCAAUAAACAAGAACUACUAAAAAAGGAAUGUGAUGUGAUUACUGUUCCGAGCAAGUGUGUCCUGCUGGUGCAUGAGCCAAAGCAGAAAGUGGACCUAACAAAAUACCUUGAAACCCAAGCAUUUAGAUUUGACUUCUCAUUUGAUGAAUCCUCUUCUAAUGAAAUGGUAUACAGGUUCACUGCCAGACCUCUUGUAGAGACCAUCUUUGAGGGUGGGAGGGCGACAUGCUUUGCAUAUGGCCAGACAGGCAGUGGCAAGACACAUACUAUGGGCGGAGACUUCUCUGGGAAAGCACAGAAUGCCUCAAAGGGAAUAUAUGCUUUUGCAUCACAAGAUGUCUUCCUCCUCCUAAACCAGCCCAGGUACAGGAGUCAAGACCUGGAAGUCUAUGUGACUUUCUUUGAAAUAUAUAAUGGAAAGGUGUUUGACCUCUUGAAUAAGAAGGCAAAGCUUCGAGUCCUGGAGGAUGGCAAGCAGCAGGUCCAGGUUGUUGGUCUCCAAGAGAGACAAGUCGGCUGUGCUGAGGAUGUCAUCAGAAUGAUUGAGAUGGGCAGUGCCUGCAGGACAUCUGGGCAGACUUUUGCAAAUGCUAGCUCUUCACGGUCACACGCCUGCUUCCAAAUCAUACUACGCCAAAGAGGUAAACUGCUUGGCAAAUUUUCCUUGGUGGACCUGGCAGGAAACGAGAGGGGUGCAGACACAUCUAGUGCUGAUCGGCAGACACGAAUGGAAGGUGCAGAAAUCAACAAGAGCUUGCUGGCUUUGAAGGAAUGUAUCCGAGCCUUAGGGCAGAACAAAUCUCAUACCCCUUUCCGGGAGAGCAAGCUGACCCAGGUGCUAAGAGACUCUUUUAUAGGAACAAAGUCAAGGACCUGUAUGAUAGCAAUGAUUUCUCCAGGCAUGAGUUCGUGUGAGUACACCUUAAACACACUGAGAUACGCUGACAGAGUGAAAGAACUCAGUCCUCAUAAUGGAGGUGGUGAAACACAGAAUCAGAUGGAGACUGAGGAAACAGAGACCAGUGGAGAAGGCUCAGGUCUUCAACACAAUUUCUGCAAGGAUGAGGAGGAAGAUCUCUCCCCGCACAUGUUCAGCUUUCGUGAGGCUAUGACUCAAAUUAGUGAACGGGAGGAGAAGGUUGUAGAACAGCUUAGAGAACUGAGACAGAGAAUGAUGACUGAACUUGACUACCUCUUGGGAAUCACGGAGCAACCAGACUAUGAUCUCGAGACCUUUGUGAGCAGAGCUAAGUACUUCAUAGAGGAGAGCUCAAGAAAUUUCCUUGGUGUCAGAGAAACGCUGGAUGCCCUGGGGGCUGCCAUGCAACUGGAGGAGCAAGCCAGCAAGCAGAUGAACCGGCAGAGGCCUUAG
Messenger RNA from Cariama cristata (Red-legged seriema), 2050 nucleotides. It is a transcript of the gene KIF2C, whose product is annotated as kinesin family member 2C. The record is from RefSeq and is a predicted model, not a curated record. The coding region runs from base 221 to 2050 and encodes 609 amino acids. Gene Ontology annotation, molecular function: microtubule binding; microtubule motor activity; ATP binding. NCBI's taxonomy places the organism in Eukaryota, Metazoa, Chordata, Aves, Cariamiformes, Cariamidae. Gene Ontology annotation, biological process: microtubule-based movement. The transcript has 20 exons.